UUAUAAUAAUAAUAACAUUAAUGAUAAUAAUUGAAUUUAACUGAAUAAAAUAAAAAAAUAAUAAUCAAAAUCAAAUAUUUACAUUUAAAAAAAAAAACAAAUAUUCUAAUUUUUAUUACCAUCAAUAAUAAUAAUAAUAAUUUUAAAGUGUCUUGUAAAGAAAUGUUUGAAUAUUGACUACAUCUUGAUCUACUUUCAUUGAACUAUAUAUUUAUAUAUAUAGUAGUCUAUAGUCUAGAUGAUCAACAAUUAUAAUAAUAAUAAUAAUAAUAAUACUAAAUAAUUACAUUAUUGACUUGAUAGUGAGAAGUGUAAGCGGAUUCAUUUAUUCGCUCAAGAGCUACUGGAGGGAUUGAAUAGGGGAUUGUAAAAAAUUCUAAGCAGAUCAAUGAUAGAUACAGUAAAAAAAAAUGAGGAAAAUCAAGACAUGGGAUAGGUGAUUUAUAAAUAAUUAUCGUCGUACAUUGAAGACUGAUGAACAAAAAUGGAUUGGCUACCAACCCUUCGGUAGCCUAAGAACCCGGAAUCAUAAUAAUCGAAGAAAAAAAAAAUACCACCCGGUUAUUGAGAGUGAAAAUAAAAAAGACUGAUGGCAGCAUAUCCGGUCUUAGAAACUCUAGUCGAAGAUGUUAAAACUUAACGAAAAAUUUGAAUAAUAAAUAAGAACAACUGAUUACUAAAAUUAUUAUUGAAGAUCAUAAUGGGUUGCGGUCAAAGUAAAAUUGGAAAUAUUUAUUCGAAGAAUAAAAAAAAUAAAAAUAAUGCCUCGAAAAAAACCAACGAUACACGCUCCGCGACAAUUGAUCAGAAGAACGGUAGUACUAAGAGUAAUAAGACUAAUAACAAUGACGGAGAAGUUAAUAGGAACGGCGAGAAUGGGGCAGAUGGGAAAAAUGGUAAAAAAAAAUCCGGACCUGGUGGACCACUUUUGCAACAAGCUGAGGUGUCAUCGAGUCAGUUGGAUUUUUUCCGGAUGCUUGAUGAAAAAAUUGAAAAUGGCCCAGAUUACGACGAAAGUCUCGAUGGGACAAUAAAAGCUGAGCGGAUAUCAGACCUCCUUCGUCGAUGGGAGACGGCUAGUAUUACGUGGUCAAGUGUAACAGACCUGACGUCAGCAGGCGAGACAAUUGCCUUGACAAGUGCACCCGUACUAGGAAUUGGCAGUGAGACACGUUACGCGGCAAUUCAAUCAGCAAAAGAUCGUGAGGGAAUGCGUAACAUAAUUGGCGGACGUCCCGAAUGUGCACCAGUAUUUAAUUCAAAUCGUCUUGACGGAUUGGAAGACGUCAAUUGUCCGUCUCCAAAUAUGCCGCGACAUGUUCUAGAGUCGAUAAGUCAGAGUCCAACUCAGUCGUCAAAGAUGAUCUCUUCUGGGCAGUCGCCUCUUCUUUACCGGUCGGAUUCGAUACCGGCUGAGUCACCAAAAAUUGUUGUUGCGCCAUCUCACGAUCGGCGGUUUAAUCAAAACGGAGAAGUUGCAUUGUAUCGCGAACAAUAUUUACAACAAACGGGUAUUAUUACUGUACAACCUCAAUUGUAUCAAAAUAAUAAUAUUUUACGUAAUAAUCAGAUAAAUAUGACUCCAACGCGCAAGCGCGUUAUAAAUGCUGCCCAAGUUACGUGACCUAAUUUAUUUGUCUAUGACCAUUUUGAGAUUAAUAGACUGAAUUUAAAAUCAUUAAACACAUUUUUUUUAUUCACACUGCGUUUGAGACGUUGGUUUAAAAUAAAUUAUCAGAGCGGCGGAGAUUUAAUUUUGUUAUAGGGCCCAUUAUAAUUUUUUAAGAUUAUUUUAGCGUUGAUAUUUUUGAUCAGCGUUAGAUUCUGCGUUAAAUGAGUACCCACAACCCUAGGGUUUGAAAAAGUUUAUCUUCAUUGUUUCAUAUUUAAUAUAUACCUCAUGUUUGUAUCAAAUAUUAUUUUGGUUUGAGUAUAGGGUUGUGGGUACUCAUUCCAGAGGGAAUUACAUGCUAGGAAGGGUGGAGGUAUUUUUUUGUGAAAAUUAUAUUAUUUUCAAAAUUUGAAAAUUUAUUUAUUUUUUAAAUUUUAAAUUUGAGUUUUGUAAGGAUUUAUUUUGGUAGUUCAUAAGAUUCUACGUACAAUGAAUA
Messenger RNA from Microplitis mediator, 2108 nucleotides. RefSeq lists its product as uncharacterized. NCBI's taxonomy places the organism in Eukaryota, Metazoa, Arthropoda, Insecta, Hymenoptera, Braconidae. The record is from RefSeq and is a predicted model, not a curated record. The coding region runs from base 701 to 1624 and encodes 307 amino acids. The transcript has 5 exons.